UUGCAACGCUGUCAAACUCCACCCGUCAAAUGAUGUACGAAAUUUGAGCAGGCAUGAUGUUGUUUUAUCGUCGCAAAAGGAAAAACCAAAUAAUAGCAUAAAACAACAUCAUUUGGUGAUUAAAAAGCGAAAAGGAAGUGUAGUUCAACCAUGUGCACACCGAUCGGCGGUCGCACGAGUUAACGUCAAGCAAGGUAAAGGUGCGCCCGUCGCGAGUGAUACAAAAGUGCAGAUUUUUAUGCGUCGUGUUGGAGAAAGUAAAUGCCCUAAUCAGGGGUUGGUUGUGGGUUGAAUUGUUUUGUAGAGUUUCUUUUACGUUAAGGAACAAGUGCGGUGUCUGGUUUUGGGUGCGUUUGGCGCACUUGCUUGCGUUGAUAUUGAAUGUGUACGAAACGGUGGGGAUGGUUGUUCAACCUGUACGGUUAACUUCUUCCUCAAUCUACGUGACCUAUUCUCGCGCAGUGCCAAGGAUUAUGUUGUUCCACAGUGCAAAUAAAGUGAUGUGUCAUACGUGCUAAUAAUAUCAAAAGGGAAUUAGUGAUUAAACGAUUCCCGCAAAACCACUUUCGAUGGCUGCCGGAUGGAUUAGUGUAUUCUGUUCACGAGUUUCGUACGAUUUGCACCAAACGGCUUACCGUUCUCGGUCAGCACCGUUGUGUAAUAUACGCGCAAACGAGCAAUAGUCAAUCGCAAUCGGCUUUAAAAUUCGAACGGGACCGGAGCGGAAACACAUCAACACACACAUACACACACUCCGCACACUUGAAAGUGGUCGAGUCGAAAAACAACAAGUUCAAAAAAGGAAGCACUAGCGGAACGACAAAGUAACCAACGAAUAACAAACAAACAAACACACAACGAAGGAAAAAAAAACGAUUUACGGUUUAUAGAAGCAGAAGGCACAAAAAAACAACAACAACACAACAAUGAGCUGGUUACGAUCGAGCCCGUUGCGGCAAAGUUUCAGCAAAAGUAGCAACAGUGCAAAUGACCGUGCGCGUUCCGGUGCCGGGGGCGGUGGGCUGUCGGUUAUUCGCCCGUUCGAUGCAACCGAAUGCGAUCCCAAGGCAUGCUACGACAGUUUCUGCAUCCAUUGGCAGCAGGCGUACGAGAUCAUACAGCGAUCGGAGAACUAUCGAAGUCAAUCGCAUGACGAUGUGCUGGGUGUGGUGACACAUCUGGACCAUAUGGUAACGCUGCUGCUGGUGGAAUUGCAUCACUGUAACAAACUCAGCCUUCCCGGUCAAUCUGCACCGCCCGCGCCCUGUUUGGAGCAUCUGCUGAGUGAAAACCUUCUGGACAAACUGUACGAAUGGGGCAUCAAGACGGGAAGAUAUGCAAAUGCUGUACGGUUGGAACAGUUGAAGCUGUACGAACAGUUAGUUAGCCAUUCGCGUCAUCAGCUGCUGGUGCACGAACCAUUUCUGCGACCUUUGCUAAAACUGUUGGCUUCGAGCCAGAACGAAAUCUAUCCGCCCGACGUCGAGAAGCGGCUCGUCAUAUUGCUCAAUCAACUGUGCGUGGUGCUGAUGCAGAACGUGCACCUGCUCGAUCUGUUCUUCUUCUCCACCACGCAGACACAGCAAAGCAACCACACGAGCAACGGUGGCCACACGAACUUCAUCAUCUUCUCGCUGCUGAUACCGUACGUCCAUCGGGAGGGUUCGUUGGGUCAUCAGGCACGCGAUGCACUGCUGCUCUGUAUGGCGCUGUCGCAGAAAAACUCCAACGUCGGCACCUACAUCGCAACGUACUCGUCCAUCUGUCCGGUACUGGUAACCGGGCUCGGUGGUCUGUACUCGCGCCUACCGAACCAAAUCGAAAUCAAAACCAUUGACUGGUAUCGCAUCACGACCGACGAUGUGACGGAGAUGCCCGAGCUGACACUGUUCAUGAACUCGCUCGAGUUUUGUAACGCGGUCGUACAGGUCGCCCAUACGAUGAUCCGCCAGCAGCUGCUCGACUUCCUCUACCAGGGCUUCCUGGUACCGGUUCUCGGGCCGGCCAUUCUACAGACAUUUAAAGGGCAAGGUCAAUUCCAGACGAACGUUGAGUCGCAGGUAUCGGCGAUGGCGUACUUCGAUUUGAUCGUACGAUCGAUCACGGAACCGGGCUUAAUCCAGCUGGUGAUUCGCUUUCUGCUGGAUGAGGAAAAGUUUGAUGGGCAGCGAAUAUUGGACGUGUUGGUGGAACGAUUAAACAGCAACGAUUCGCGGCUAUGUAUGGUGACUCUUUCACUGUUCGACAGUCUGCUGAGCUUGAACUGUGAGGACAUUAUGCUCGAGCUAAUGUUGAAGUAUUUACUGCACUGCAAGCACGUACCGAUAUCGCAUCGGUAUAAAAUCAAUCGGGUUGAUCCAUACACGCAGGCCGUCGAAUACUUCCUUAACAUUACGCCGGACAUCAUGAAGAAGGUGAACAGCGUGCUGAGCAUCAACAAUGGCUGUAUCAGCACGGGUAUUGCUGGCCAAAACGUUCAACCUUUGGGUAACCAUCGUACACUUGGGAUCGGUGGAAGCAACAACAGCAACAACAACGGUGGUGGUGGCAAUAACAAUAAUGCCAACCUUAACGUUAGCAAAACGAUCGGUGCCAACUGGAAUCAUUACGGGUUGAAUACGACGACGGGCGAAACACUGUUAGCGAACUACCAAGCGUACCUGCUCGAUGCACGCAAUCGCAUCGUACAAUGCAAGCAUGCCUGUGAUCAGUGGAACAAUGUGUACCGUUACCAAAAACUAAGUAAAGCCAACUUUUCGCUGUCCCAAUCGGUGGGUGUAGGAGGCGCAACGAAUGCCAACGGUGGUGGCAGUAGUAACAACAACAGUAUCGUCAAUCCGGAGGAUGUCCGUGCCCUGAAGGUGCAGAUGAUAAAAGAUUUUCUCCGCGAGUUUUCGAUCGAUUCCGGUAUAGGGGAGUGCGACAGUCAACAGCAUCCACCGGUAACAGGGACCAGCUCAACGGCUUCCAGUGCAAUAAUGUUCGGUGGAUCGAUCGCGCCAUCCGGUGGCAAACAGCUCGAUAGUUUACAAUCGAUCGGUGAUAGCAGUGGGUACGAAAGUUUGAAUGUAUUUUCUCAAGCGACCAACGAAAUGACACCACUGGCAGCGCCACAACAGGACCUUGGGCAGCUAAAGCAACAGCAUCGUGUUGAUGCGUGGAAGGUAUCGAGCGUACGGGAAGAACCGAUGGGUGAUCUGGAUCUGUCGGAAGAUCUCUUCGCUCAGGGGACAGUUAGUUUAGGUCCCUUUUUAACAGCGAUCUGGGGCAAAAUGCAAACGUUUACAAGUAACUGCUUGUACGUGAAUCUACACCUCACGGGAUUGAUCACUCACUUGACGCUUUUCCCAUUACCCUUGCUACACUCGAUACUGCUACGUCCGGACAUACCAACCACCUCCGAUACACCAUCCUUCCAUCAGGUGCUAAAGAUACUGAAACAACAAAUCGAUGCAGAACUACCGGACACGGAUGAAUCCCUCGAGAUCGUCGAUAUGGCACGUUCGUUCCUAGUGGAUCGUGAAUUUCGGCUCGUGAAUAUGCGGAAGAAUGCGAUCGAAUCCGCUGCGAGCGGUAAGCUGUUGAAUGGUGGCGGUUCUUCAAUGACGUCUAGCCUUUCGCAAACGACCCCGAUGCAGCUAACACCGAGCUCAUCGUACGAUCCAUUCAAACGGCAGGACGGUAAACGCAAAAGCAUCAGCAACUCGUUCUCUAACAUCUUUCGGCGGCCCGGUUCUGUGGCUUCAUCGGGUUUAGCACAGAUAGUUGAAUUUUUUACCGGAUCGAACAAUAAUGGAUUAAACCAAUCACCAAACGGUAGACAGUCGCAAACGUUUACCUCUGCAUCGAUGGUUGGUUCCAGUUCGAACCAGCAGCAGCAGCAGCAACAAUUGGGAGGAUCAUCAACGUCUGUCGGACAUCAACCGAUAACACCACCAAGCGGUCUGCUUAUCGGUAGCUCGCGACGCGAAUCACGCGAAGCCGAAACACAGUUCAUGUCAAUUGACACGACACCACCAUCCCGUGGUGAUCAUGCUUCCAACGGAUUGAUCGGACAGAGCGUUGGUAAUGAUCAUGUACAUCCGCACCACAACAGCCUCGAGCAUGGGCUGGCCAACUACAGUGUCGGUAGCGAGCGACAGCUAAACCUAGCCAUCGGGGCCGUCCUACUGGAUGAGUGGUUGCGUGAACUGUCCGCCGUAACGCAGGAACAGUGCAUUAUGAUGCUUUCGGAACAGGUGCAACAGCCAGCGAGAUCAGCCAGCUAGACAACAGCACAUCCGGAGCACACCGUUUUAAAGUAAUCUAUUUUUCCCCUCUAACGAAAAAGCUUGUGAUUUAAUUAAGUAACAAAAGUGCGUGUAGAUGAUGUUUGUUACAUAUAGUAGCGAAUUCAGUCUUAUUCGUACGUCGUUGUUGACUUCGUUUGUAAAACAAUCGAAUAUAAGCCGACAAACUAGGAUCAGAUACAAUAUUUUAAUUUAGGCAAAAUUAAUUUAACAAAACGUAACAUCAUCGAAACUGUUAUUUUAAAGGCUCUCCUUUAUGUAUCUUUUUUUUUAACAAAACCGAAAAACACUCUUGUCUUUUUGUAUGCCUUCAACGUGAGGCAAUCGAGAAAAAAAUGAUACAUACCGAAAAUUCUUUUAUAGACUCGAGACUCUUUCCCCGUUUUUUAAAAAGUAGUUUGUUUUUUGACAAUUUAAAAAAAAAAACGAACCCAGCACAGUCCAAAUUAAUGAACCCUUUUUCUUCGCAAAACACAUCGAUUUUUACAAACAUAAUUUACUACUAAUCUUACGAACAAGCAAAAAGGCCAAACUACAACAACUCUGUAACCUGUAACUAAAUAUAUGUGGUAGACGUAUGUAACAAAUUAAUAUAAAGCGAAGUGCACGUGCGCAUUAGGGCAGUGAUUGCGAAGUAAUAUGUUUGUUUAAGAACGAUAUUAAAUUCCUCCCUAGAACAAAAACAUCCCCAAUAAUCCGCCAAACAGCUGCUCCCCCAAUGAAGCGCGAUGUAUUACCCUGUACAUAGAAUGUUAUAAACGAUUAUUUAUCAUUGCGAUUACGCUAUUUGUUUGUUCUUUCCGUUGCCCAGGAACGUGUAUUUUUUGUGUUUGUUUUUGUGAGAUAAAUUCUAUUGUAGUGAGUAA
Anopheles funestus (African malaria mosquito) is the source of this 5155-nucleotide messenger RNA. Its product is annotated as FHIP family protein AGAP011705. The transcript has 11 exons. NCBI's taxonomy places the organism in Eukaryota, Metazoa, Arthropoda, Insecta, Diptera, Culicidae. The record is from RefSeq and is a predicted model, not a curated record. The coding region runs from base 927 to 4268 and encodes 1113 amino acids.